This is a messenger RNA of Suricata suricatta (meerkat), 1891 nucleotides long. It is a transcript of the gene CHST4, whose product is annotated as carbohydrate sulfotransferase 4. Lineage: Eukaryota; Metazoa; Chordata; Mammalia; Carnivora; Herpestidae. The record is from RefSeq and is a predicted model, not a curated record. Gene Ontology annotation, cellular component: Golgi membrane. Gene Ontology annotation, biological process: carbohydrate metabolic process; N-acetylglucosamine metabolic process; protein sulfation. Gene Ontology annotation, molecular function: N-acetylglucosamine 6-O-sulfotransferase activity. Bases 1 to 1140 code for a protein of 379 amino acids. The transcript has a single exon.
AUGAUGAUACUGCCAAAAAGAAUGAGGCCACUGCUGUUCCUGGCUUCCCAGAUGGCCAUCUUUGUUCUUUUAUUCCAUCUAUAUGGCCACAACUUCAACCCCCUGUCCACGAAGGAGGAGCCCAAGCCCACGCAUGUGCUGGUCCUGUCUUCCUGGCGCUCUGGCUCUUCUUUUGUGGGACAGAUUUUUGGGCAGCACCCAGAUGUCUUCUAUCUGAUGGAGCCUGCCUGGCACACCUGGAUGACCUUCACAAAGAGCACUGCCCAGAGGCUGCAUAUGGCGGCCAGGGACCUGAUACGUGCCGUGUUUCUGUGUGACAUGAGUGUCUUUGAUGCCUACAUGAAACCUGGCCCUCGGAAACAGUCCAGCCUCUUCCAGUGGGAAGGCAGCCGGGCCCUGUGUUCCCCUCCUGCCUGUGACGUCUUUUCACGGGAUAUGAUCAUACCCCAGACUCACUGCAAAGUUCUGUGCAGUCAACAGCCUUUUGAGGUGGUAGAGAAGGCCUGUCGCUCCUAUCGCCAUGUGGUGCUCAAGGAGGUGCGCUUCUUCAACCUGCAAGUACUCUACCCGCUGCUGAGAGACCCUUCCCUCAAUCUGCACAUUGUGCACCUGGUGCGGGACCCCCGGGCAGUGUUCCGUUCUCGAGAGCACACCACACACGAACUCAUGACUGACACCCGCAUUGUGAUGGGGGAGCAGUGGGAGAAACUCCCAAAGGAGGACCAGCCCUACUCUGUGAUGCAGGUCAUCUGCCAAAGCCAGAUGGAGAUCUACAAGGCUGUGCAGUCCUUGCCCACAGCCCUGAGGCAACGCUACCUGCUCAUACGCUAUGAGGACCUGGUCCGGGACCCCCUUGGCCACACCGCCCAAAUGUAUAAAUUUGUGGGGUUGAAAUUCUUGCCCCACCUCCAGACCUGGGUGUACAACAGCACUCGAGGCAAGGGCAUAGGUAAUCACGCCUUCCACACUAAUGCCAGGGACGCUCUCAACGUCUCUCAGGCCUGGCGCUGGACCUUGCCUUAUGCAAAGGUUUCUCGACUUCAAAACAUCUGCAGUGAUACCAUGACUUUGCUGGGCUACCACCUUGUCAGAUCUGAGCAAGAGCAGAGAAAUCUGUCACUGGAUCUUCUGUCUACCUAGGCCCCCUCCAAGUAAGUCUAGCAAGAGGAUUGAGGAGGCUCUGUCCCCACCUGGCACCAGCCUCAGCCACAUUAACGGAAGUCUUCUGAGCCUGAAUUACAUCUCUGUUGGUGCACAUGUGAGCAUGGGUUGUGCUCACACAUGCUCAAGCUGGGAAAUCUCUGUGUAUCUACUCAUGCCGAGUAGAGAUUUAGGAACCUAUACGGGCAGCACAUUCCACCACUGAAAAAGGAGUGUCGCCUUUCUUCUCUUCUUGGCCUUCCUAUUUGUGUAUACCUCAAAGACUUCGUGGCCUGGGGUCCUAUUUGACACCACACAGUAUCAGUGGAGUAAAUCCAUAAACUUCUCUGUCCCCAGUGGGGCUGGAAAACUAAUGAAAUGGGUCUUCUGCCAAAGAGCCCACCAGAAUAUUCCACACAGAUGUCAACUUGGAGCCCACGGAGCUUCUGAGUGGAUUCAAAAUGGAAACAGAACAGGGUUGGAUGCUUACUGGUGAGCCUGGCCAUCAAAGCUAUCAGUUAUCACAAAUACAAAGUGAGAUCUCUGUACAACAGAGCAAGCUCUUAACCUCAUUGGGUGGUGGGUCCCAUGUGGACACCAUUUCCCCUCAGUGUUUUCCUAUCACAUAGAAAAUUUUGACUUGUGAAGCUGCCAUCCAUUAACACUAAAAUUCUAAAUAGGAUUUGGAGUUUCCCCUUUUAUGCUUUCCAACUACUUAGUAAUAAACAUAAUUCUUAUAGGAUCCUAACCU